AUGCUUGUCACGGUGUCACCAUGCCCCACUUGUAACAUUGCUGGAAUAACGGUGACAGCUCCAGACGGCGACCUAGAUUUCGCGAUCCAACAGGACCCAGGAGAAGACGGAUGUACCUACACUACUGUCACGUGUCGAAACAGAGAUGACACCAGUUGCGCGGAGAUCUCUAUAUCUGCAACAGGUGCAUCGGGCAUGUCUUCUAUUGGUAGCGCCGCGGAUGCUUCAGAAACUCAGUCGGUGCUCACUUGUAACAGUGAUGGGACAUGGUCUAGCGGUACUGUGACAGGUAUCACCGAGGCAGAAACCAUUGCUGGAGGACCCGAACAAGUGAUAGGGGAACAGAUGAACCUAUUUUAUGCCGAAGCAGAUAUUACGUGUGGCAACGCUGGAAUGUUUUUCUUUGGCACAGUAAUAUUGGGAAAAAGUCGUUGCAGAACUCAACUUGCAAUUGAUAAGGGAGUUGCGCCGAGUGAGAUGUUUGGAACGCCUCUUCUCACUGAUGAGCAAAUAGCCCCCAGUGAGAUGAUUGGAACUCUCCCAACGGAACGUCAAAUUGUGAGUGAAGCUGUGCCUGCUGAUGAAGAUUUCCUCCCGACAGAGUUUCCCAAAGAUUUUAUUGAUAACAUUUUCAAUUGA
This is a messenger RNA of Caenorhabditis remanei, 639 nucleotides long. RefSeq lists its product as uncharacterized. The coding region runs from base 1 to 639 and encodes 212 amino acids. The record is from RefSeq and is a predicted model, not a curated record. Lineage: Eukaryota; Metazoa; Nematoda; Chromadorea; Rhabditida; Rhabditidae. The transcript has 7 exons.